Messenger RNA from Dendronephthya gigantea, 735 nucleotides. Its product is annotated as gamma-aminobutyric acid receptor-associated protein. Bases 116 to 472 code for a protein of 118 amino acids. Gene Ontology annotation, cellular component: cytosol; autophagosome membrane; autophagosome. NCBI's taxonomy places the organism in Eukaryota, Metazoa, Cnidaria, Anthozoa, Malacalcyonacea, Nephtheidae. The record is from RefSeq and is a predicted model, not a curated record. Gene Ontology annotation, biological process: macroautophagy; autophagosome assembly; cellular response to nitrogen starvation. Gene Ontology annotation, molecular function: ubiquitin protein ligase binding; GABA receptor binding. The transcript is spliced from 3 exons.
UUCCUCCGCGCUCGCGUUCGGUCGUUCCAAGAACUGCAAUACUUUGUAGUUAAAGUGUUUUUUCACUAAAUUGCGGUGCUUUAACGAAGUAAAACGGCUUGUUGUGUGUUGUGAUAUGAAGUGGGAGUAUAAGGAAGAACAUGCUUUUGAAAAACGGCGAGCAGAAGGCGAGAAGAUUCGCGGAAAAUACCCUGAUAGAGUUCCAGUAAUUGUUGAAAAGGCUCCCAAAGCCAGAAUUGGAAAUUUGGACAAAAAGAAAUAUCUUGUGCCUUCUGAUUUAACAGUUGGCCAAUUCUAUUUCCUCAUUCGAAAACGUAUCCAUUUACGGCCAGAGGAUGCUCUGUUCUUCUUUGUAAAUAACGUUAUUCCACCAACAAGUGCAACAAUGGGACAGUUAUACCAGGAACACCACGAAGAGGACUUUUUCCUUUAUAUUGCUUAUAGUGAUGAAAGUGUUUAUGGCAGCUUUUGAAUGAUGUGAAAUAGCAUUAACAUUUUGUAUAUAGUACAAUGACAGAUAGCAAUAGUCUUUGAUUGAUAUGUAAUGAUAAAUAGGGAACCCAGUCGUGUUUGCAGUAGAAUAAAAUCAACGAAUUUAUUCUGUUUUGAAUGACUUCUGUGAGUACAUUUUAGGAUACAUACAGUACAUAUUUAUCAGUUUAAUACAACAGGUUAAAAAAGUAAUUUAAUGUAUGGUUUAUCAUCUAUUAAGUAUAAAUGACACUGCCUAUUGUU